AUGAACGGUCCCCCCUAUGAUGCCCCGCCCUGGACCGACUCGCCACUUGAGAACGAUGCCUCAAAGCUCAACUUCAGCUCUUCUGUCGCACCGCUGACUUCCUCCGUCAGCCUUGCCGUUCAUCACCCGUCGCUCGAGAAAGAGGAAGGCUCUCACCCGAGCCCAGUGGAACAUGGACCUGUGCUUGAUUCGGAACCCGAGUCUACGUGGGUGUCGCAACAAAAUACUUUACAGCCGCCAGGCGGGUUUCAAUGGCCAGAGGGCGAUGGUGACUCGAAUUUCAAGCCAACCUCGCCCUUCCGCCUUUCCUUCGGGGGAAAGGUCUACGCAAUUUGCAAACAGCCACUGAAACGUUCGCCAACUGCGGGCCCGGGCACGAACCAUUUCCGAAUGAUGCCUUCUCCCGAAGAUUUGCCGCCAGACAAAUCGUUUGUGCCGCCGAGAGAUAUCAGAUCGGAGAAUGCAAUGGUUCGUCGAACAGCGGAGCGUGAUGUUCCUAUGGACAAUACCCAUCACAAAUCCGGCAAGGCGAUGCUACAUCUUCUCAAUCCGAUGUCUCUACUAGCCCGUCGGCGAUCCGCUCAGAUGAGCAACAAUCGAACGGAUGAGGUGAAGCAUAAAUCUUCUAACCUGGUUCCUGCCAUCCCGGACGACUAUGAUCCCCGAAUUCGUGGAAGCAUUGUGCAUGACUUCUCAGCCCCACGACCUCGCCGAAACGUAUCAGGCACCCCGAGUGGCCCGCCUGAUGGGGCGAGUUAUAGCACACAGGAUGCAUCACCAGCGCAACCCACACUUCAGAGCCCAGCGAGUCGACUCAGUGAUCAAACGAGAAAGUAUAGCGAUUACUCUCCCGUUUUCAAGGAGCACUUCGAGGACGACCAGAAUGUGCUGCAGGUUGAGAAUAAAGGCUAUCUCCAGUCGAGCCUUUUGACACAUCAAACCCAAUCCGGGCAUGAACAGUCUUUGCCCCCGUUUGCUAGAAACUUGCCCUAUCGACUACCCAAUCAAAGUCCCGAGAACGUUGAGUCAAGCGUUUCUCCGCCGAUCGAGCUCCCUGCCGAACACAUCGCAGAGCUAUAUGGAGAUAUCCCAGAAUACCCGCCAAAGACGAGCUCACCACCCCCACAACAGGACGAGGAUGUUAUACCAAUUGUACCCCGGCCUUCUUCAUCUGGGUUGCCCAAACAUCUCAAGAGCAAUGCAUCACGUUUCAGCUUUGACAUGGGAGGAGUGGAGUCUUCUACCCAGGAAAAGCUCCUCGAAGAAAAACACAAAGCAAAGGAGGCCGAGCGCAAAAUGGAAGAUGGGUACUUUGAUGAUUUUGAUGAAGACUUCGAUCAAGACAUGAUGGACGACAUUGAUGGCUUGGAAGAAAGAAUUCCUGGCGUCAAUGCAGACGCUGAUGAAGAUUACUUCUCUGCCCCCUCAAUGGCCGAAAUCAAGUCUUGGACUGUUCCAGGGUUAUCACCUGUGGUCGCAAGCCCAAUUACCCCUGCGCCUCCUGUACUGCCACCUACAUCCAUACCGCCAGAAGACCAGAAGACCUCAUCGCCCGAUUCAGAUGAAGUCGAACAACCCAGAGAAGAUGAUAUUCCACGGCCACUUGAGUUACGUCGGUCGUCGGGUAUUGGCAUGGGUCCUCCGGAGCAAGGCAAUCAAGUUAUUGACGAAGAUGAUGAUGAUUUGUACUUUGACGAUGGUGAAUUUGGAGAUCUGGAUAGUGACAACCAAGAUGGAGGGUUUGAUGAGUCUAUCUUCGAUGAUGAGACCAGCCAUCUCUAUGAACGAAAGCCAAAUCCCGAUCCCAGCAGCGAUGCUCUAGAGAGAGAGAUUCUACUCGAGGAGCACGCUAGCCAGGGUCUUAAACACAUGCCUAGUGUGGCAAGUGAAUACCAGGCUCCUUCGAUCAAACGUGGUCCACUUGGUGAGCCGAUUCCCAACAUGGGACCUACCCGGGCUCAUGGUGGAGUUUUGACGGAACAGAAUCUGGAUCUCCUUCAUAAUGCCCUGGCAUUUGCAGCAAACGAAGCAAGCGUAAAAAUCCAAUUCGAACGGAAGUUCAGCACCAGUGAGCGCUCUCAAGCACAAGAAAGUGUCUCGCAGGCGUCGCAUACAGGUGAAUCACAACCGGGGCUAGUAUCGGAUGACAGCCAAGUUGUUGACAUGACCGCAUAUGAGGAUCCCUAUGAUGAUCAUACAUUCGAAGACGAUGAUCCAUACUACGACGAUGCGAUUGUCGCGGCAGCGAACGCAGAGGCACUCGAGAAUGAUGACGAGGGAUUUUACGGCCAGGAGUUUGGCUUCUACGCACAAGCACACGGCACCUCCGAGUUGACAAAUGGGGGCUACUUUGGCCCACGAGGAGUCGAAGGCAUCUCACGCAGCUUCAGCAGCCGGGGCAAGUUCCAAGAACCCAGUCUGACCCCUAUCACGGAACGAAGUGAAUGGAGCACACGCAACUCGGUCAUAUCGCUGAAAGCGCACGGGACUUCCCACUCAAACGCAUCUCUAGCAAGUCCUGGACUAGCACAACUGGCCGACAUGGGUAACCUGGAUGAUGAAAUGACAUUGAGUGCCUUGAUGAAGCUGCGUCGGGGAGCAUGGGGCGGAAGUAAUGGCAGCCUGCGGAGUAGCGCCGGCAGUCCGCCUCCACAUACUCUGCCUUCCUCCAACCGUGCUAGUUUCGCGGAAGCUAGUCCGAUUGAUGCGCGGCCCUCUGCCGAAGAAGCGAUUGCCGGAUUCAAUUCACCUUAUCCUCCUGAUGAGAGUCAUACUUAUACCGCUUCACCGCUCAGGGGGGCGGAUCUGGACCAGCAUGGGCAUACCGCCGAUCUCCCGUCAAGCGGAACGGGCGGCCCAGGUUGCGCGAAUAAUGAUGGUGAAGUGCCGAUGACCGGACCGCCACGCCUCAAUCUUUUGUAA
This is a messenger RNA of Penicillium manginii, 2922 nucleotides long. RefSeq lists its product as uncharacterized. The record is from RefSeq and is a predicted model, not a curated record. Lineage: Eukaryota; Fungi; Ascomycota; Eurotiomycetes; Eurotiales; Aspergillaceae. The coding region runs from base 1 to 2922 and encodes 973 amino acids. The transcript has 3 exons.